CCGGCGGCGGAGGGGCGGCAGCGCGGGAGGAUGCUGGUGGCUGGAGGAUGGAGGAGGCGGUGGUGAAGCAGGGUGUGCUCCACCUCCAGCUGCAGCAGACUUUUGGGAAGAAAUGGAAGAAGUUCUGGGGCAUCUUGUACCGGGAAAGCCCUUGCUCCACCGCCCGCCUGGAGCUCUUCGAGGGCUCGGCUCCACCAGCUGCCGAAAAGCUUCGGAAAAGCGAGGGCAGCAAGAAGCUGGUCAAGCUGAGCGACUGUGUCCACGUGGCCGAGGUCGGUGGCGAUGCUGGUUGCCCCAAGGAGACCUUCCCCUUCCUCCUGGAGACCACCGACAAGCGGUUCCUCCUGGCUGCCGAGGGCACGGAGGUGGCCGACUGGAUCCAGAAGCUGUGCGAGCUGGCCUUCCCGAGGAGCAGGGAGGAGCAGGCAGGAGGCAAAGAUGGCCAGCAGAGCUCGCAGGGCACCGACGGCGGGUUCUCCAUGGAGGAAAACUCCCUCUACAGCUCCCGGGAUAAAGCCGGCUCGGAGCAGGCGUUCAAGGUGACGGUGAGGGCCACUGAGUCCUCCGAGCGCUGCCGGCUCUGGGGACGGUGCAUCCUGCGAGCCGGGGAGGAAGCGUUGGAGCUGCUGGAUUUCCAGACCUUGGAGAUCAUCUACAGCUGGCCCUACCGCUUCCUGCGGCGCUUUGGGAGGGAUAAGGUGACCUUCUCCUUUGAGGCCGGCCGGCGCUGUGCAUCCGGAGAAGGCAACUUUGAGUUUGAGACCAGGCAAGGCAACGAGAUCUUCCAGGCCAUUGAGUCGGCCAUCAACGUCCAUCGGGGCCGGGGGGCCGAGGAGCCAUGGCGGGGGGGCCCUGGGGACGAAGCCUCCCGGCCACUCGGCCAUGCCAAGAUGCCCAGUUGGGCGCAGGGGCAUGAGGAGCCUGGUGGCACCAAGCUGGAGCCCACCUGGGAGGGGAAGGGGCCGAAACCCAAGCUGGUCAUGCCCCCCAGCAGCUGCCCCGGGACUGGGGAGCCCUUGGGCACCUUCUUGCCCUCUCGUGGUGCCGAUGGCCCCUACUCUGAGCCCUGCAACUCCCUGCGCCGGGGGAACCCCCCGUUGCCAGAGAAGAACCGGAGGCAGGAUGCUCCGGCCAAGGUGGCCACCGAAUCCGAGUACGCCGUCCCCUUCGACACCAUCGCCAAGACCUUCGUGGCUGGCAAGUUCAGCAGCUUGGUCCAUCACCCCAAGGAGCUCCCCGACCCCUUCUACGACAGCGUCGGGGCGGCGGGGGGGCAAACGGGCCAACAGCCCCCUCCGCGCCCCACCACCGCCAAACCCGACCACAUCUACGACGAGCCCGAGGGUCUGUCCCCCAACACCGUCUACGAUGAGCCCGAGGAGGUGAAGGGGGAGGCGUGGAGGCUGCAGGCGGCCUCGGAGGAGCCCACGGGGCACGAGUACCCCUACAACCCCCAACGGGAUGACUACGCCGUGCCCAAGAGACCCGUCCCCCUCCGGCAACCCUUCCUGCUGCAGGGCAAGGAGUGGCUGGGGGACACCGAGUACGACAACGUGGCCCUCAAGGUUGCAAAGAAGAGGAACUUGCAGUGAGACGGGAUGGGGAAGGAGAGGAGGAGAGGACAUCCCAUGGAUGGCAAUGUUGUCCCCGUCCCAUCCCCCAGCCCACAAACCCCUCCCCGGACAGAGUUGAGAUCCCCCUCCCAGCUCAUCGCACCCAUGGUUGAAGAGGAUGGGGCAUUCUUGUGGAGUGGUGGGGCACAUCUGGCUAGCUGUGGGGCACAUCUGGCCAACGGUGGGGCACAU
Messenger RNA from Calidris pugnax (ruff), 1805 nucleotides. Its product is annotated as docking protein 2-like. Gene Ontology annotation, biological process: positive regulation of MAPK cascade; cell surface receptor protein tyrosine kinase signaling pathway. The transcript has 5 exons. The record is from RefSeq and is a predicted model, not a curated record. Bases 48 to 1592 code for a protein of 514 amino acids. Lineage: Eukaryota; Metazoa; Chordata; Aves; Charadriiformes; Scolopacidae. Gene Ontology annotation, cellular component: cytoplasm.